Peromyscus maniculatus bairdii (prairie deer mouse) is the source of this 2175-nucleotide messenger RNA. It is a transcript of the gene Agxt2, whose product is annotated as alanine--glyoxylate aminotransferase 2. Gene Ontology annotation, cellular component: mitochondrion. NCBI's taxonomy places the organism in Eukaryota, Metazoa, Chordata, Mammalia, Rodentia, Cricetidae. The record is from RefSeq and is a predicted model, not a curated record. Gene Ontology annotation, biological process: glyoxylate catabolic process. Gene Ontology annotation, molecular function: L-alanine:glyoxylate transaminase activity; pyridoxal phosphate binding.
CCUGCUGCUUCCACGGGAUUGUGGAGUUUGCUUCCUUUCUGGAAAGAGAUGGCACUAGCCUGGAGAAAUCUGCAGAAAGCCUUCUCCCUGGAGACCUCUCUCAGAAUCCCCCAGAUGUGUCCAUCCUCAAGCCUAGGUGCUUCCUGGAUAUCUGUAUCCAGGCUCACUCUUCAUACAAAGCCCAGCAUGCCAUCAUGUGACUUCUCACCUGAGAGAUACCAGUCCCUUCCCUACAGCCGUGCCCUGGAGAUUCAUAAGAAGCACCUUUCUCCUGUGGAAACAGCGUAUUUCCAGAAGCCUUUGCUGCUCCAUCAGGGACACAUGGAGUGGCUCUUUGACUCAGAGGGAAACAGAUACCUGGACUUCUUCUCUGGGAUUGUAACUGUUAGUGUUGGUCACUGCCACCCGAAGGUAACUGCUGUGGCACAAACACAGAUGGACCGCCUGUGGCAUACAAGCUCUGUCUUCUUCCACCCUCAAAUGCACGAAUACGCAGAGAAACUUUCAGCUCUUCUUCCUGAGCCUCUUAAGGUCAUUUUCUUGGUGAACAGUGGAUCAGAAGCCAAUGACCUGGCCAUGAUGAUGGCCAGAGCAUACUCAAAUCACACAGACAUCAUUUCUUUCAGAGGAGCCUAUCAUGGAUGCAGUCCUUAUACACUUGGUUUGACAAAUGUAGGGACCUUCAAGGUGAAACUCCCCAGCGGGAUGGGCUGCCGAUCAACAAUGUGCCCAGAUGUUUUCCGUGGCCCCUGGGGAGGAAGCUACUGUCGAGAUUCUCCAGUGCAAACAGUUAGGAAAUGCAGCUGUGCUCCAGACUGCUGCCAAGCUAAAGAACAGUACAUCGAACAAUUCAAAGAAACCCUGAACACUUCUGUGGCCAAGUCAAUCGCUGGAUUUUUUGCAGAGCCAAUUCAAGGUGUGAAUGGUAUUGUCCAGUACCCGAAGGAGUUUCUGAAGGAAGCCUUUGCACUGGUUCGAGAGAGGGGAGGUGUGUGCAUUGCGGAUGAAGUGCAGACAGGAUUUGGAAGGCUGGGCUCUCAUUUCUGGGGCUUCCAAACCCACGAUGUACUGCCUGACAUUGUGACCAUGGCCAAAGGAAUUGGAAAUGGCUUCCCAAUGGCUGCAGUUGUGACCACUCCAGAAAUUGCUAAAUCUUUGGCUAAUUGCUUACAUCACUUCAACACGUUUGGAGGAAGCCCCCUGGCCUGUGCCAUUGGAUCUGCCGUACUUGAGGUCAUCAAAGAAGACAAUCUACAGAAAAACAGUCAAGAAGUGGGUACCUACAUGUUACUGAAGUUUGCUGAGCUGCGGGAUGAAUUCGACAUUGUUGGGGAUGUCCGAGGCAAAGGUCUCAUGAUAGGGAUAGAGAUGGUUCAAGACAAGAUGAGCCGCCAACCUCUUCCCAAAACAGAAGUAAAUCAAAUCCAUGAGGACUGCAAAGACAUGGGGCUCCUAUUGGGCAGAGGUGGCAUUUUUUCUCAGACGUUCCGCAUCGCGCCUCCGAUGUGCAUCACUAAGCUGGAAGUGGACUUUGCAUUUGAAGUGUUUCGCUCCGCCUUAACUCAGCACAUGGAGAGAAGAGCUAAGUAAGAUUUCUACAAAUGGAGAAUCAUGAGCCUCAAGAACUUCUCAACUAUGUGCAGAGAUGAAUUGAAGACUGUUGAAACCCCAAGUUGUAGAUGAAAAACUGCAGCGCUCCUCAGUAAUUGUAAAAGACCAGUAGGUGUUUAGCCAUAUCUGUCAAUGGAGCCCCUAUUCUUCUGAGAAUUCUUUUCUUCAGGGACAGGAUCUAUCUCUGGCUCACAGAAUAAGUCCCAAUUAAUGUAGAUUUGUCUGGGAUAAUGGUAUUUCCCAUUGCAUUAACUGGUUUGUAAAUGGAUACAGGGCAUCCGUGUCACCAAUUAAUCCUGAAGGAAACCCACCUCUGGGGAAGCAUUUCUUCAUCUUUUAUGCUUCUUGCCACACUAGAAAUACUGUGUCUCAUGAUGGAAUUUCUCAAUUCACAUCAGGCAGCUGGAAUCCAUGAAGAGAAAACCUGGUCGCUAUGCUGCAUCUGGAAAGCUGUUGGAAGCUGAGAGGUUGGUGAUACCGAUGAAUCACUGACCAUGAAUCUGGGAGCCAUCCUUUCUCAGGGUUCCUUGACUUAUAAAAUAAUAAAUUCAUUGUGCUGCUUAA